Molecule: messenger RNA, 1188 nt
Organism: Mesorhabditis spiculigera
Lineage: Eukaryota; Metazoa; Nematoda; Chromadorea; Rhabditida; Rhabditidae
Source: the annotation of a GenBank genome assembly
AUGAAGCCUCGUCUCGUCCAGACGUUUCUGCUGCUCCUUUCGAGUUUCCAUCUUGGCAGUGGCGAAAAAUAUGUGCGCUGCCCGGUCAGCGUCCGAUCAUUUACCGGCGACAAUCGGGGCUGCACCCAACUCGCCGGCGUUCCGGAAUCUUUUUCUGAUGAUCGCUACUUUUUCUACGAACGGUUUCCCGGUGGCGGCAAGGAUGGAGAUGUUUAUGAAUAUUACGGCUGCGAUAUGGGCAUGACUUUUUGUGGCCACAUCCAAAACGACGAUCGAGAUUGGCUGCCGGGUUGCUACCCUUCUGAAGUGGCUUUUCACAAGGCGGAAACGUGCAAGUGUAUUGGGGCGGCCUUUGGGGACAAAGACUCCUGGCCGACAGUCACCAUGGAAGCCAGCGUUCAUGUGCUCGACUUGUACGAGAAGCACGCAAAGGAUAAGAAAGGCUGCGGCGGGACGGUGGGCUGGCCGCGAGUGGCGGAAGAUCUUCCCCAGAUCGUGAUGUGCGAUGUAACGGGACCGGUGUAUACCUCGAACACGGGAUGUCGCAUGCUGUCAGCACGGCCGUACGAAGCAUACGCGGUCGCCUUCUACGAGAUCUUACCGCUAGCGUCUGGAGACAAAAUGAAGGUUAUCUACAUGUGCCCAAAGAAGGACCAGAUGUUCUGCAAGCAAUGGUGGGACAACGGCAUAUCCAACAUCGAGCUCGGCUGCUACGAGGGUGUUUGGAGGAGAUGGUAUCGCGGGAAGAACAAGGAGUGUACUUGCGAAACUCCGGGCACGGGACACGGCCAGUAUGAGGGCAAGCUGAAAAAUGAGAACAAGGUGAGCGCCGCGAUUCGAGAAUCGUUUCCGGAGCUGCUGAACCCGGAUGGGCCUGUGCCGGCAGCGGGAGAACCGGUGAGCACGAGUGAAACCGAUAUCACCGCGAGCGCCACCCCGCCGCAAGUGAGCACGGCCAGUGCACCUGGUGAAGAAGAGGACGAUGGGAGUUUCGUGCCAACAAUCAUCGGCCACGCCGUCGUCAUCAUCAUCGAAAUCGGAAUCCUUGGUGUUGGGCUGUGGUUGCUCAAGUCGGCACCUGCUGAUGAUCCGGAUGCGGUGACCCCGGAUAAUGGCGAGGAGGCGACGGAGACACCGGAAGCGGAUGAGGAAGGCCGCGACACGACCACCACCCCGUCGUCGAAUGCU